AUGGGAUGCUGCGGGGAUGCGAGGAUCGAACAGGAGCUGGGUCCAGGUGAGAAGAAAGGAGAGCCGGGAGAACUGGACGAUGGCCCGAGGCGAGAACGGAGUUGCAGGGAUGUCCCUUGCCUCCUUCUCUUUGCCGUCUUGGCUGCGCUCGCGGUCGUGGCGCUCGGGUUCGGAGGCUACUACCAGAAGUUGGGCCUCCUCGUUCACGGCUACGACAGCUACGGAGACAUCUGCGGGCAGGUGAACGAUCGGGUCGCGGGCGUCAAGGAGAGCGGCAAGAACCUCACGCUCUUUCCGAAGUUGGCUCGGUGUUCUCUCGGAAACGCGACUUUGGAAAAGCAAGGUCCUUGCUCCGUCAGAAAAUGCGUGGAUUCCUGUCGACCCCCCUACGACGUGGAAUUGAUCAACAAGUGCCUGUACAACGUCUCUUCUGCAUCGUCGGCGUUGAAAUUGGAUCCUUCCGUCCGAGUCUCUUAUUAUCUGGGGGAAAACUUCGUGGAGCAAGUGAUAAGCGACCUGGAGAAGAUGUGGAUCGUGAUCCUCUUCAUGGCCCUCAUCGCUCUCGGGGUGGCGAUGGUGAUCCUCGUCCUCAUCCGUUUCUUGACCUACUUGAUCGUGUGGCUGUCGAUCGGGAUCGUCGUGGCGGCUGGCCUCGGAGGCUCCUUCUAUCUCUGGAUCAUGUGGGUUCACGACAAGAACGCCCUGACGACGAAAACGACCGCGGACGUGAGCGAAUCCCGGCUGCAACUCUACUUCGGAACUGCCAUCGCCACCAGCGUCGUCACGGUAAUUCCAUCGUCGUGGUCGCAGUCGUUCCCGUUCCCGUUCCCGUUCCCGUUCGUGCGAGCCGAAUCGCGCGGGGACUUUUCGUCGCUCGGGCGAGAUGGGAACACGGUGAUACUCAUCCUGGUGGUGAUUUUCCUACGGAAGCGGAUCUCCCUGGCGGCGACGCUGUUUCAAGAAGGGGGGAAGACCCUGCAGACCAUGCCCUCUCUCCUCUUUCAGCCUCUCUGGGUCAGAACUUUUACGAUGCAGGGGUUGGGGGGAAUGUCUCAUUUAGAUUCGUCGUCGUCGAUCAUCGGGUCCUUCUUUUCUCACCGCGAGAAGACGUUCUUGGCGGUGGCGAUCGGAGGGGUUCUGUGGAUUCUCGGAACCCUGCUUCUCCACUCGGCGUCCUUCCCGGUCGUGAAGGCGCCGGACCAGGUCACGUACGAGCUGCACGUCGCCUUUCAGGUGAUGAAGGUUUUCCUCUUCGUCAUGUUCCUCUGGUUUUCUCAAUUCUUGAUCGCCUGCCAGCACUGCACCAUCGCUGGAGCCGUCGCCAAGUGGUUCUUCACGAGGGACAAGUCGGAAGGGAUGGGGAUCCCGGUGCUGUCGAGCAUGAGGCGGUUGGCGAGGUACCACUUGGGCUCGGCGGCGUUCGGCAGCGCCAUCAUCGCCGCGUUCUCGCUCGUCAGGAUCGUGCUGACUCGGGUCCUUCCGAGGUCGGAGGCUCUGAGGUGCUGCAGCUGCGUCGCCGCUUGCUUUCAUCGCUUCCUCAAGUUUCUCAACAGGAACGCGUACAUCGAGAUCGCCAUCUAUGGGGAAUCGUUUUGCAAUGCGGCUCGAGACGCUUUUCGAACUCUGGCGAGCAACGCUCUGCGGUUGGCGGCCGUCACUUUCAUCGGGGAUUUUCUUCUCUUUCUCAUCAAAGUGGCAAUCGUCACUUGUACGGUUUUCUCGGGCAUGGAAAUCGGCAAAAGAUUUGCGGCAGACGUGGUGUAUUUCUGGAUCCCGAUAGCGAUCGGCGGAGCGAUCGCCUUCCUGAUCGCCCACGCAUUCGUCAGCAUCUACGAGAUGGUGGUGGACACGCUGUUUCUAUGCUUCUGUGAGGAUUGCGAGAGGAACGACGGAAGCGAGGAGAGACCGUACUACAUGAGCCCCAACCUCAUGGAAUGCCGCCGUCUGGGCGCACGCACCUCCAUGGAUGCACACUUGGUUGUCGGACAUUGCGCAAUAAAUGUUGAAUCCGAGCUGCUCCUGGUCGUCGAACUUCUCGAUGGAAAUGCCUACUUCAAGAUCUGCGAUCGGUUGCCUGGAAGGCUUCGGAGGCUGCCUCCAUCCCUAUCCCGACUCCACGUCGACAAGAAUCGGAUUCGAGAUUGGCUCCCACCCGAUCGAAUCCGCCGCUAUGACUUUUCUUUCCCUGGCGUGAAAUAG
This is a messenger RNA of Darwinula stevensoni, 2199 nucleotides long. Lineage: Eukaryota; Metazoa; Arthropoda; Ostracoda; Podocopida; Darwinulidae. The record is from the annotation of a GenBank genome assembly.